Morone saxatilis (striped sea-bass) is the source of this 4311-nucleotide messenger RNA. It is a transcript of the gene acvr2aa, whose product is annotated as activin A receptor type 2Aa. The record is from RefSeq and is a predicted model, not a curated record. The coding region runs from base 674 to 1984 and encodes 436 amino acids. Lineage: Eukaryota; Metazoa; Chordata; Actinopteri; Moronidae. Gene Ontology annotation, molecular function: activin binding; ATP binding; activin receptor activity. Gene Ontology annotation, cellular component: plasma membrane; activin receptor complex. The transcript has 9 exons. Gene Ontology annotation, biological process: protein phosphorylation; activin receptor signaling pathway; cellular response to growth factor stimulus.
AGGAGCCCGAGAGGAGCCCCUGCGGGUGUUUGUGUUCGCUCAGUCCGGGAUCAGUACCGACACACACCGAGGACGGUUCUCCCGGUGACCGAGCUGUCGGCGGCGGGUUGAGGACGGCAGCUCCUCCCGGUGACUCUGCGGCUGCUGGCGGAGGGUCGGAGCAGCUCUCUGUGUGCUGAUUAUAUAGAAAUAUAUAUAUUAUUAUAUAUAUAGUGUCCGGAGGACGGUUUCAUACAGAACAGCAGCAGACUGCAGGCGGAGAUCAACUCAAUCAAUCAAUCAAAAGCUAAUCGAUGGAAAUGUUCGGUGUCAGCUGCUGUUGACAUUAACCGUGUGUAUCUCCCAGAGGACCGGCCUGUUGGGCGCGCUUCACCCCGAUGAGGAGAGCUGAAAGUCGGCUGAUAUUAGACGGUUGUUCGGCGGUGACACCUCCAGCUCUCUGACGGGGCCUGAGCUCCCAUUCACGGUCAAUCUGCAGCUCUCACACCGCGGUUAACCGGUGGUUAUUACCGUUAAACCCGGACUCAUUAACAGUGGUUAUAACCGUUCAAACCGGGACGGGACUCGGUGUUGGACCGGGACAUGCUGCAGGGACUCUAAGGGUUUAAAGAGACCCUGAUCCGGGUCUUCUUCUGUCUGGAUUAUAACUGAAAUUCAGGACUUUGGAUCCACAAUGGGAUCAGCGACCAAACUGGCCUUCAGUGUUUUCCUCAUCUCGUGCUCCUCAGGUGCGAUCCUGGGCCGCUCAGACACGGAGAAGUGUGUCCUCUACAACUACAACCCUCUGUCGGCGUCGGAGGGUCGGGGGAACGUCAGCGGGGUGAUCACCUGUUCUGGAGAGAAAGACAAGAGAGUCCACUGCUUUGCCACCUGGAAGAACGUAUCCGGAGUGGUCCAGGUGGUCAAACAGGGCUGCUGGUUGGACGACGCCAACUGUUACGACAGGUUUUGUCCACGUUGUCUCCUCCAGGACCCCGGGCCCCUGCCCCCCUCCCCCAUCCUGGGCCAGAAGCCACUGCAGUUACUGGAGAUCAAAGCCAGGGGGCGCUUCGGCUGCGUGUGGAAAGCUCAGCUGCUCGGAGAAUACGUUGCUGUCAAAAUCUUCCCCAUCCAGGACAAGCAGUCAUGGCAGAACGAGUACGAGAUCUUCAACCUGAGCGGGAUGAGACACGAGAACCUGCUGCAGUUCCUCGGAGCCGAGAAGAGAGGAAGCAACCUGGACGUGGAGCUGUGGCUUAUCACCUCCUACCACGAGAAGGGCUCUCUGACCGACUACCUGAAGGCCAACGUCCUCUCCUGGUCUGAACUGUGUCUCAUCGCUCAGUCUAUGUCUCGAGGUCUUGCCUACCUGCACGAAGACAUACCUGGACACAAGGACGGACACAAACCGGCCAUCGCACACAGGGACUUAAAGAGUAAGAACGUCCUGCUGAAGUCCAACCUCACCGCCUGCAUCGCUGACUUCGGCCUCGCUCUCAGGUUUGAGGCGGGAAAAUCUCCUGGAGACACACACGGACAGGUGGGGACCAGGAGGUACAUGGCCCCCGAGGUCCUGGAGGGGGCCAUUAACUUCCAGAGAGACGCCUUCCUGAGGAUAGACAUGUACGCUCUGGGUCUGGUUCUGUGGGAGCUCGCCGCGCGCUGCAAAGCAGCAGAUGGUCCAGUGGACGAGUACAUGCUGCCGUUUGAAGAGGAGGUGGGUCAACAUCCGUCUCUGGAGGACAUGCAGGAGGUGGUGGUCCACAAGAAACUGAGGCCGACGCUCAGAGAGUGCUGGCAGAAACACGCUGGUCUGGCGGUCCUCUGCGAGACCAUCGAGGAGUGCUGGGAUCACGAGGCUGAAGCGCGGCUGUCGGCCGGCUGCGUGGAGGAGCGCGUCGUGCAGAUGCAGCGGCAGACGAACGUCUCGGCGCCCGAGGACAUUGUCACGGUUGUCACCAUGGUAACCAACGUGGACUACCCGCCUAAAGAGUCGAGCCUAUGACCGGGACCAAUCAGGACAGAGCAGGGACUCUCUCAGUGUGCGAUGAUUCAGGCGACCUGCGGCGGGGUCAGGUGAUCUGGCGAGGACAACAUGGCGGGGUGAGCUCCAGUGAUCUCCACCCUGUGACAUCAGUUCCUGUUUUAUAUUCCAAAAUAAAAGACUUUUUGUACGAUAAUGAGGACAAACAGUCUGUUUCAGUAGUUUUUGAUGCCAAUAAGAAACAGCUUCUGAAUGUGAGUCACUGCUGUACAUACUGGUCAUUGUUAUAUCUAUACUGAUUAUUGUUGAAUAUAUUCACUGAUAUAUUGACACUGAGAGGCAGACAGAACACACAACAAACAUCUGAGGAGAAACUGAGACAAACAUUCAGAUCAAAGAAAUAAAGUGAAAUAUAGAUAGAUAUAUAAAUAUUAGAUCUUUAUUCUGUUGGAAGUUGUAUUCUUCCUUUUCUUAAUGAUGGACAGUGAAACACUGACAGAUAAACACAGGAGAGAGUCUGAGGCGGUUUCAUUCACCGUAUGUUCAAAAUAUCGGUUCGUAUGUCGCUAUAUCACUGUUCAUCAACCAACCAAUCACAGCCCAGACAGGGCGGGACAUUAAAAGAGGUAACAAUAAAUACUAAUAGCUCUGCGUUAUUUUUUAGCAUUAAUGAUGAUUAUUAGUUAGCAUUUAGCAUUAAGGGCUAAUGUGGAGCCUCUUCUGGAACUUGUUUUACAAAUCUGAUAACAAGUUUGUUUGUUUGUGACGUCAACAACAACAUAACACUAUGAUUCAUAAACAGGAAGUGCUGAGGCAUUUAAAGUUAAUUUUUCAUUGAUUUAUUGAUAAAAUGAGGAUAUUAAUCAGUAAUGUAAAUCUGUUGGUUCACUUUAUUUCUUUGAAUGACAAUCAACUCGUUUUUAUAAACUCGUUAACGCACAGCGCCCUUAAUCACUUCAUUCAUAAAAACGUCCAGUUUCUCCUUGUUACUGAUCAGCUGAUCAAUAACACUAAUAGGUUAUCAGAUCAAGCAGGAAAUCAAAGUGUUGUCUCCAGGUUGAAUGUGAACAUUAGAACCCUGCAGCAUGUUGUUUAUUGUUGUGUAUUUGUUGUUUCUUUUAAUGUCAUUAACUCUCCGUUGGUUCCUCUGAUUGUACGGAGCCUCAAAACUGACAAAAUAUCACUUCAGAUUCUUUCAUUUAUUUAUUGACAACACGGAUGUGAAAUCAGUGAAUGAAUAAAAUAAUCUCUUUUUUUUUUUUAAAGUUUGUAAAGAAACAAGUUGUUUUGGGAUGAAAUAUAAAAUAAAUAGUUUGAUGUGUAUUAUUAAAUAAUUUGAGAUAAAAUUAAUAAUCUGAAUCAUUUAUGGAUAAAAUAUUUCUGUCGGCUUCGGGGCUCCGUAUGUUUGACGGAUUUAAAAAACGUCUCAGGGAAGAUUUUAUAUUUCGAUUUUAGGCCAAAAACUUGUUUUUUGUUUUAUUUUCUGCUCAAACAAACGUCACUCAUUACCCAGCAGCCCUUUCUCUCUGCUGUUAAAGAUUCAGAUGUUCUGAUGUCAUGUGACCUCUGACCCUUUAAAGUAGCCUCCAUCAGGCUGACGGGAGGUUUGUUGUCUCAUACAAACCGUAAACCAGACGUCAGAAUCUACAAUCAGCAUCCAGACUGACCACCAGAGACCAGGUCAGACUGGCUCCAGGUCAGACUGGCUCCAGGUCUGCUUCCCCUCUCAGUGUUGUAGUUCAGCUCUUUAUUAUGAAUGGUAUGAAUAAUAAUGUGGUUAUUAAUAAUGAGUUAAUAAUGAUGUUAUUGAUAUUUGAAUGAUGGUGUACAGGUUGUAAAUAUGAAUGUUUCAUUCAUUUCAGCAUGAGUUUGUUUUUUAUGGACAGAACUGGUUUAUAAUGUUAAUAUGAUAAACAGAUUGUUGUUGUUUAUUUUAUAUGAUGAUGUACAAAUGAAAAACAAUCUGGGUUCAUUGUUUUAUGUUGAAAAGUCAGUACACUUCCUGUGGAGGUGUGUGUGCGUAUGCGUGCGUGUGUGUGUGUGCGUAUGCGUGUGUGUGUGUGAUACCUCAGACGUUCCUGCUGGUGCUCACCUCUCUCAUCAUGACAUCAUCAUGGUGCCAUCACCUCCUCUGGCGUCGAUCAGGGCGACGACACAAAUCUGACCUUCAGCUUCCUGUUUUUAUUGUCUUUGUUGAAAACUGACAGAAAGUCAAACAAUGAGGUUUUAUUUUGUUAUUUCUGAGGAAAAUAUUGUAACCAUGAGAAAAGUAAUCCGAGACGUUUUCGAGUUUGAAUGGAGAUAAUUUAGUUCCUGUUUGUUCUGGGAAUAAAAAAUUCAGACAUGAA